CUCUACCCGGAGGUCGAGCCCUUCGCCUCGGGCCACCUCGCCGUCGGCUCGGGCCACGAGAUCUACUACGAGGAGUGCGGCAACAAGGCCGGCAUCCCCGCCGUCUUCCUCCACGGCGGCCCCGGCGCGGGCUGCGACGCGCGGUCGCGGCGCUUCUUCGACCCGGCCGUGUUCCGCAUCGUCGUGUUCGACCAGCGCGGCAGCGGCCGGUCGCGGCCGAACGCCGCGGACGACCUGGCGGGGUCGCUCGUCGAGAACACGACGCCGGCGCUCGUCGGCGACCUCGAGCAGCUCCGCGAGGCGCUCAAGAUCGACACAUGGGGCCUCGUGCUCGGCGGCUCGUGGGGCUCGACCCUGGCUUUGGCUUACGCCCAAGCCCACCCGGACCGCGUGCGGUCCCUGCUCCUGCGCGGCGUCUUCACCUUCUGCGCCGACGAGGUCGAGUACCUCUUCGUCGACGGCGGCACGGCGGGCCAGAACCCGGACGCGUGGGACCGCUAUUUGGCGCACGUCGUCGACGCCGCGCCGUCGCCCGAGGCCGCGGACCUCGCGCGGGCCGACCCGCUCACGGCCUACUGGGACCUGCUCACCGGCGCCGACGCCGACGCGAGGAACGCGGCGGCCGCGGCCUUCGUCGGCUACGAGCUCUCGCUCUCCAAGUGCUUCAUCGACCCGGCGAUCAUCGAGUCCGUGCUCUCGACGCCGUCGGUGCUCAUCCCCUUCGCCGUCAUGGAGGUCCACUACAUGCGCGGCGCGGGCUUCAUGGAGCGCGGCCAGCUCCUGCGGGACGCGAAAAAGAUGGCCGACGCGGGCCACCUGCUCCGCGUCGCGCACGGCCGCGCGGACUACGUCUGCCGGCCCAUGGCGGCACACCGCCUCCUCAAGGCGCUCAAGGCCGCGGGCCUGCCGGACGAGAACGCGGCCUGCGAGUACGUCGCGGGCGCGGGGCACUCCGACACGGAGCCGGGCCUCGUCGACGCCAUGGUCCGCGCGUCCGACGACCUCGCG
Aureococcus anophagefferens is the source of this 1008-nucleotide messenger RNA. RefSeq lists its product as hypothetical. Lineage: Eukaryota; Pelagophyceae; Pelagomonadales; Pelagomonadaceae. Gene Ontology annotation, biological process: proteolysis. The annotation marks the transcript as partial. Gene Ontology annotation, molecular function: aminopeptidase activity. The transcript has a single exon. The record is from RefSeq and is a predicted model, not a curated record. Gene Ontology annotation, cellular component: cytoplasm.